Molecule: messenger RNA, 2929 nt
Organism: Lytechinus pictus (painted urchin)
Lineage: Eukaryota; Metazoa; Echinodermata; Echinoidea; Temnopleuroida; Toxopneustidae
Product: beta-1,3-galactosyltransferase 1-like
Exons: 1
Coding region: 99-1307 (402 amino acids)
Cellular component (GO): Golgi membrane
Molecular function (GO): hexosyltransferase activity
Source: RefSeq, a predicted model, not a curated record
GCUCUGUGCUCUGUCGGAUCGCAAUACUUGAUCCAUAGGAACAUUCGAUCAACAAGCAUUUUCGAAACAGGACGAGAAAUAUCCUCGAUUCGGUUACCAUGACUCGGUUUUCCAGGGCCUAUAAAAGACUAUUUGCUGCUAUCUUAUGUGAAUGUCUGACAUUUAUGGUAUGUUUCAUUCCCUUUGGAUCUGUUCAGAAACAUUCAGUUCGAAUCAACUUGUCUUCGAAAGAGACAUCACAACUUGGCAAAACUGCUUUAUCUUAUCGUCACACGAGUCACGAUCAGCCUGCAUACAGAUCAAUUUGGAAUGAGACAAUAGCAACUGAUAAUCUCACAAAUCAUCUGCCACUUUUCAACAACUCAACUCAAAACACCGAACAGAAUGAAGAGGGACACCAGGAGGAACAUCAAGAGGAACCACAGUCAGAAACUCUUACUUGGCUCCAAAGGACACAUUGGGAGUCAAAGAUUGAUUUACACACAUACAAAUAUUUGAAUAAUCCUCGGGAUAAAUGUAACUCCAAUGGCUUCGUGGUAGAAGGAUUCACAUUGCUUGUUCUCGUUAAGUCGGCACCUAAUAAUUACGAGUUGAGAGAAACCAUCAGAGAAACGUACAUCCAAGGAACCCUAAAACACAACAGUUCGAUCAAAGUUGUAUUCCUUCUUGGAUUCCCAGCACAUGGUGAAGCAGACCAAAUGGAUAUCAACAAGGAAGCGGACAGUAACCGGGACAUCAUCCAAGAAGACUUCCAAGACUCUUACUAUAAUCUUACCAUUAAGGACAUGAUGGGACUCAAAUGGACUAUGACGUUCUGCAAUAAUAGCCACUUCGUGCUGGUGACCGAUGAUGAUAUCAUGAUUGACGUCUUUACCCUUGUUGAAGAUUUAUCACAGGUUUACCCAGUGAAUCAAUUCGUACUAGGAGAGCCAACAUAUGGUGCUGCUCCAAUCAGAAACCCAAAUCAUGGUACUUUAAAGAAGUUUUACACACCACUUUCUCUGUACCCCAAGGCCAGGUAUCCAACAUACCCACAGGGUUAUGGGUACAUUUUUUCAAUAGAUGUCGUACCUCAAGUUUUCCAAGCGUCCAAGGAAGUACCACCUCCAGUGCCUUGGGAAGAUGUCUACAUCGGUGUUCUCCUUGAGAAAAUCCAAAUAAAUAUCACAAAUAAGUUUUACUGGUAUAGACAACGACACCCAGUCAAGAAUCCUCUACUUCCAACGAAUGACUACUUUAUGAUACAAUUAUCCAUUGCCCAGAUGAAGACAAUUUGGAAUAGUGUUGAGAGUGCGUUCCUUCGGUAAACCCAUGCAUGGUCCGAUACUCUACGAUCGUCCUCAAAUGAAUAAAAUGUGUAAUUUGCAAUUGAUUAUCUUUAAUUACCUUAAUCCAUCGUUUCAUUGAUCUUUGUUAACUUUAUACAAGUUAUGUAUCUAUUUGAGAUGUAGCCUUUUAAAACCGAGUGUUCCCAUAUCUCUAAUAUGGGAAUUAAUGAAGUCAGGCGUAGUGCAGUCAACUGACAAAAACGUUCAAACGCGCAAUGUAUGCAUUCAAUACCAAUGUUGCUUGACACAUUUUUCUCAAGGUCCCACGAGCCUAAUUACAUCAGGAGGGCUAAAGAUAUUCGUUCGACCCAACCCAUUCGAAUUUUUGUCAAUUUGAUAUUGCUGAUUGACAAAAAUGUAUGAAUGUGAUUCAAAAUCUAACACUGAUUCUAGAAAUGGUAACUACUGAACUUACUUCGCCCAAAUUGGGAAGAUAAAUAAGUGAUUUGGAACUAUUUUUUGACUGGCGGAAUAAUUAGGGCUAUUUUACUGUUUUAGUUGAUGAAUUCGAUCGAUUCAUAGUUAUCUUCAUAAAUGGCGAUUUAUUUUUAAAAUGAGCUGGCUACGGUACCCUUUCCUGGUCGGAUUUGGAAUGUCAGAUAUAUAUCCUAUCCAUUGGUAGUAAACAUUCCACCCUCUAAUUUCACAUUUAUUUUUUAUGAAUUUUUCAAAAGUGCCAUUUUAACACACAAGUCUAUGGGGAAUGUUUUACGCGCGUGACACCUUUAAGUAAUAUGGGAAAUCUCUAGUAGUGGAUGGAAUACCUGGCCAAACUCUUCAGUAUCAAACAAUUUCUCACUGAUAUCAAUAUGUUUAGUCAUCAAGUGGUGCAAAAAAAUGGAUUCAAUGGCUAGCAGGGCUACAUCAGGUAAAGUUAGUAAGUAGGUCUGUAUAGCCUAGGAAUGUAUGUAGAUUGGUCAAUGUAUAGAGUCAAGGCCUCUUUAUGUAACUUCUGAUUAAUAUCAUUGUUUUGUGUUAGUGUACAUCACCUACUUAGCAUUAGAAAGACCUUUAGAAAUUGCUCAUGUUGAAAUUGUUCUUAGGAAGGGGGUAGGUAGAGAGGAGAUAGAACUUUGAGAACUUUACUGAAGAGAACUAGAGCGGUACCUUCAAGAAGGUAUAUAGAAAAGGGCACAGAGUAAGGUAAGGUAUCUAAUAGUGCUCAACUAAGGAGGGAGGGGGGUGGCUGUGUGCUGCAAUCUUAGUAUAGCCCCCCCCCCCUUUAUUAAGCCAUGCCAUCUAUAACAUUAUCUUUCUCUCUCUCUCUCUCUCUCUAUCUAUUUAUUUAUUUAUCUCUUCCUUCUUACAUCUGAGAGGCAACAGCCCUAGCAAGAUUUUGAAUAGGUCAAAUGCAAAUAUACUAAAGUAGUAUCUCAUUCUUUUAUUGUUUCCUCAUCCAAUCUCAUGUAUAUUUGGUAUUUAUGUUUGGGGCAGUUCUGUUAUCCUGAUAUCUACACAUAAUUUACAUACACCUUUAUAUUACAAUUAAUAGGGAUCUAUAUUGUCAUUGCAUUCACUGUUGGGCUAUAUGCAGGUAGGAUUUGUAUACAUCCAUAUACAGUGAAAAUAACAUGUAUGGGUAACACAUUAAAAUGGGUGAU